UGCACUAGAAUGUCGCCAGUUCAGCUCAGUUCCAGACAUGGCAGCGUUGAGACAGGAGCAGCGGUAUGGACUCUCCUGUGGAAAGAUUAAUAAAAGCAUUCCCAACAAAACCAUCUUUCACGUCAAGCUAACCGACACGGCCAUCCGGACGCUGGAAGCUUAUAAGAAUCUCAAGGGGUCUUUACCAAAUCAGCCAGCAAUUUGCUUCAAGGGGAACCAGGGGUAUAUCAAGAUACCUGCUUCCUUGGAUUCUCCUGAUGCUUUCCGUGUCUUCUCCUUCUAUCUGUCCAGUGACAGUAAAGACAAACCUCAGGCAAGCUUCGACUGCAUUCAACAGUAUAUUUCUGGAGAUGGCAGGGAGCAUCUGGAAAGCCAGGGCAGUAUUCAGGACAAAAUCACGGUGUGUGCCACCGACGAUUCCUAUCAGAUGACCCGCGAGCGCAUGUCUCAAGUGGAAAAAGACAUCUGGAGUCGCUCAGCCAUCGAGAUCAAACCUGGAUCCACACAUCCGAGUAAAUGUGUGAAGAUUAAGAAGAAGCAGGGCUUGCCGACCAGCUUAGACAACACUAACAGACAUUCACCCAGCAACAAGAAGAACGGUACACCUAGCUUGGUGGCCACCAGGCCCUUGAAAGAACGUGUUAUUCACAUUCUGGCCUUAAAGCCCUACAGCAAGCCUGAACUACUGCUCUGGCUGGAGAGGGAGAAAGCCAGUCCCAAGGACAAGGUCGACUUGAGUGCUGUGCUGGAUGAGGUGGCUAAACUCAAUCCCAAAGACAGCAGCUUUACACUAAAGGAUGAUUUCUACAGACAUGUGCGGAGGGACUGGCCCGGCUAUGUUGAAGAAGAGCGGCAACUCAUUCAAAGGGUGUUGGCAAGAAAACUCCAGCCUCUCAGCAGCAGCAGUAGCCAGUUGAAAAGUGUCCAGUCCAGCCAUUCAUUCCACAAAACCUCAGGGGAUUCUCCAUCCCAGCUCAGCCCUGUCAAGAAUCUCUCCAUGAAACGCCCAGUGCCUUCCGACCAUCCAGAAAGUCAGACGCCAAAAAAGCAACGUUUAUUAGAUCAGAACAAGCUCUUGCAGUCUCCUUCCAAUAGACAUCUCAGCUCCUCCAUGGGCCGUAGCUCUUCUGCUCAUGGAAACACAAGUACAGCUCAGCAGAGCCCUAACGGUCUUUCCCAGCGGCACAAGCUCGGCGAGUCCAACAGCGUGCCCAAACCAGAACCAGCACAGCAGCCAUCGUCCAGCCCCAAACACACAAGAACUGAACCAGCCAUCUGCACGGACCAGCAGCUAGCAAACGGCCAGCACAAAAAGAAGUCUAAGAAGCAUAAAGAAAAGGAGCGAGAGCGCUUAAAACCUGAGUGGGUCGAGACCAGUUCGGACCUCAAACAGAACCAGGAAAAUGUUAAAGACCAUGAACGACCCAACACACCUGUCUCCCGUUCCUCGCCCGACGAGCUGCCUGACUAUUUAUUAAAAUACAACACUAUUACCGACUCCGAGCAGCAGCAGAGGUACAAAGAGGAUUUUUGUGCGGAGUAUGAUGAGUAUAGAGACCUUCAUGAACGCAUAGGGAAAGUCACAGAGAUAUUUGUUCAGCUGGGAUCCAAGAUAAAGACGCUGUCUCCUGGGACACAUGAGUAUAAGGUAAUGGAAGUUCAAAUAAUGGAGAAGUAUAGGAAGUAUAAGAAGAAGUUUCCAGGCUACCGGGAAGAAAAGAAGCGCUGUGAGUAUCUCCAUCAGAAACUAUCACACAUCAAGGACCUGAUUCUGGACUAUGACCGCUCACAAACUCCCUCCUAGUGCCAGCCGUUCCACUCUCCUCCUCCUCUUCCUCCUCAGUCUGCUCGCACGGACCAAAAAACUCCUCAGUGGAAAAUAAACCAGGACCAAAUGUCUCUUCUUGAGCACAACAAGGCAUUUCCGUGUCUUUCCUCCACACAAACUGUGGGUAACAAUGUGGAGGCUGAGGAUCUAUGCCCAAACUAUCCCAUAAAGGCCAAGACCUCCGACUAGUGACUUAAGCCCUUUAAAGGUUUUUUUUUUUCUUGUGUAAAAAGUGUUGCAUUGAGGGAUUGGUUAGAUGUGAGACACAACCUAAGCCAAAAUAGUUUUGUUUCUGUGUGUGUGUGUGUAACCAUUGCCCUUGACCUUCUAACCCUGGCUCUGAGCUCUGACCUUCAGGGCUGCGUGCUGCUUUUAUUGUACAAUCAUAAAGCCUGGACGAUGAGAGAUGAUUAUCUGUCAGUGAACUAUCAGAGAACUUAAGCACAGUUUCUAUUUUGGUAUUUUACCGAAUGUAUAUUUGUACACUUGUAAGAUCUUGACAUCUAUUAAAGAGCGUUUAAUCACUGGAUAGAAUAAGGGAAACCUGGAAUUUUCUUAACUUGAGGUGAUCCUACCAAACUCUGUGGAGGGUGCAAUCCAUCAAAUGAACUUCAGACUCUUAAUUAGACGAUACCCUCCUCUUUUGUCUGUAGCUGCAUGAUGAGUUCUGGGAUACAAAUUAAAUCUGAUGAAAUCUGAGAUGAAAGGUGCUUAACCUUUAAGUGAUCAUUUUAUAAUGGUUUUUGUGUCCAGUGUUCAAACCACUACAGGAGACUGUCCUUAAAAUAACGAUGUUGAUAUCAUCAUCAUUAUUAUAAUUAUUAUUAUUAUUAUUUGGACACUAAACAGCAGAAACAAUCAUGUUUUAAAGCACAUUGAAUUUCUUUUAUUCUUUUUUUUUCUAACAAAGAAUAUAUUGAUUAAUGGACAAGAAAAACAAUAUUUAUCUGAUCUGUUGGAUAUGUUACGGGAAAUUUGACAUAUGUUUUGUUGACAUCAUUAUUGGUAUAAUUUCUUGAAGUUUGAAUGAACUCUGAAUUCUUUCCCUUUGAAAAGCAUGAAGGAGACCUUCAUAGACUGUGUCAGGCUUUCUCUGAAACUUCGUUUGAGUCAUGUUUUAUGUGAAUGAAAGUAUACAGUGUGUCUGGUUUCCCAGAAUGUAUUACUGGAUGAACACAGAUGGAGGAUCUCACUGGCGUUCUGCUUUACUCAACGGCCCAGCGUGAACACCGUACGUCAUAGAAGAAGUCUUUCCAAAGUCCCUCGAUGUCUGUGUCAUUCCUGUUCAUGCCCUUAGCCUCAUGUACAUUAUGGAAGUAUUUUCUUGUCACUUUUGCGAUUUGACAUUUCUCUUGUGGAGACUGCUGAUCUGUUAUUUAUGUCACUACAGUGUUAGUUCCUCUAAUCCUUUAUCUUGAUUAGUUAUCCCGCUGGAAAACUGAUAAUAUUUGCCAAAAUAGCAUUGCUCUUUAUAUUGUUAACAGUUUGUUUCAACCUUUCAUGGGGCAACUUCAUGUAGAUGCCUUAAAUAAACUGGACCACAUUAACUUAAUAC
Molecule: messenger RNA, 3383 nt
Organism: Carassius auratus (goldfish)
Lineage: Eukaryota; Metazoa; Chordata; Actinopteri; Cypriniformes; Cyprinidae
Product: RNA polymerase II elongation factor ELL2-like
Exons: 12
Coding region: 38-1804 (588 amino acids)
Biological process (GO): positive regulation of transcription elongation by RNA polymerase II; snRNA transcription by RNA polymerase II; transcription elongation by RNA polymerase II
Cellular component (GO): transcription elongation factor complex
Molecular function (GO): cis-regulatory region sequence-specific DNA binding
Source: RefSeq, a predicted model, not a curated record